Messenger RNA from Trichechus manatus latirostris (Florida manatee), 1575 nucleotides. RefSeq names its product docosahexaenoic acid omega-hydroxylase CYP4F3-like. Gene Ontology annotation, molecular function: iron ion binding; heme binding; monooxygenase activity. The coding region runs from base 1 to 1575 and encodes 524 amino acids. The transcript has 12 exons. Lineage: Eukaryota; Metazoa; Chordata; Mammalia; Sirenia; Trichechidae. The record is from RefSeq and is a predicted model, not a curated record.
AUGUCGCUGCUCAACCUGUCAUGGCUGGGACUCUGGCCUGGAGCAGCCUCUGCAUGGCUGCUCCUGCUGCUGGCUGGGACCUCCUGGCUCCUGGCCCGUGUCCUGGCCUGGACCUAUACCUUCUAUGACAACUGCUGCCGCCUCCGAUGUUUCCCACAGCCCCCAAAGCGAAACUGGUUUUGGGGUCACCUAGGCCUGGUCCAGAGCAAUGAGGAGGGCUUGCGACUGUUGGAGGACCUGGGCCACUUCUUCCGUGACAUCCACCUCUGGUGGGUCGGGCCCUUCUACCCCAUCCUGCGGCUUGUCCACCCUAAGUUUAUUGCUCCCCUGCUCCAGGCCCCAGCCACCGUUGCUCCCAAGGACAUGUUUUUCUACAGCUUCCUGAAGCCCUGGUUGGGGGAUGGGCUCCUGCUGAGUGGUGGUGACAAGUGGAACCGCCACCGCCGCCUGCUGACACCCGCCUUCCACUUUGAAAUCCUGAAGCCCUACAUGAAGAUCUUCAAUGACAGCACGGACAUCAUGCACGCCAAGUGGCAGCGCCUGGCCUCAGAGGGCAGCAUCCGUCUGGACAUGUUUGAGCAUAUCAGCCUCAUGACCCUGGACAGUCUGCAGAAAUGUGUCUUCAGCUUUGACAGCCACUGCCAGGAACGUCCCAGCGAAUAUAUUGCUGCCAUCUUGGAGCUCAGUGCCCUAGUGGUGAAACGGCACCUUCAAAUCUUUCUGCACAUGGACUUCCUGUACCACCUCACUCCCGACGGGCGGCGCUUCCGCAGGGCCUGUGACCUGGUGCAUGAGUUCACAGACGCCGUGAUCCAGGAGCGGCGCCAUACCCUCACCACUCAGGGUGCUGAUUACUUCCUCAAGGCCAAAGCCAAGGCCAAGACUUUGGACUUUAUUGACGUGCUCCUGCUGGCCAAGGAUGAAGAUGGGAAGGAGUUGUCAGAUGAGGACAUCCGAGCAGAAGCCGACACCUUCAUGUUUGAGGGUCAUGACACCACAGCCAGUGGCCUCUCCUGGGUCCUGUAUAACCUCGCCAAGCACCCAGAAUACCAGGAGCGCUGCAGGCAGGAGGUGCAAGAGCUCCUGAGGGACCGCAGGCCAGAGGAAAUUGAAUGGGAUGAUCUGGCCAAGCUGCCUUUCCUGACCAUGUGCAUCAGGGAGAGUCUGCGGAUGCAUCCCCCGGUCACCGUCAUCUCCCGCUGCUGUACCCAGGAUGUCGUGCUCCCUGAUGGCCGGGUCAUCCCCAAAGGGAACAUCUGUGUCAUCAGCAUCUUCGGGAUUCAUCACAACCCAUCAGUCUGGCCUGAGCCAGAGGUAUACAACCCCUUCCGCUUUGACCCAGAAAACCCCCAGAAGAGGUCACCGCUGGCUUUUAUUCCUUUUUCGGCGGGGCCCAGGAACUGCAUAGGGCAGACCUUCGCCAUGACCGAGAUGAAGGUGGUCCUGGCGCUCACCCUGCUGCGCUUCCGCGUCCUGCCGGACGACACCGAGCCGCGGAGAAAGCCGGAGCUGAUCCUGCGCGCUGAAGACGGGCUGUGGCUGCGCGUGGAGCCACUGGGCGUGGGCCUGCAGUGA